Messenger RNA from Xenopus tropicalis (tropical clawed frog), 1687 nucleotides. RefSeq names its product tubulin alpha 1a (gene tuba1a). The coding region runs from base 120 to 1475 and encodes 451 amino acids. Gene Ontology annotation, molecular function: GTP binding; structural constituent of cytoskeleton. The transcript is spliced from 4 exons. NCBI's taxonomy places the organism in Eukaryota, Metazoa, Chordata, Amphibia, Anura, Pipidae. Gene Ontology annotation, cellular component: microtubule; cytoskeleton. The record is from RefSeq and is a predicted model, not a curated record. Gene Ontology annotation, biological process: microtubule-based process; cytoskeleton organization.
CUGCGUUGGACCAUGUGUUGCAGGUUCUCUUACAUCGACCCCCUUAGAGUCGCGCUGUAAGAAAGCACCCUUCUUCUCCUUCCUCUUUCUCUCCUCUCUGCAGCCCCAAAGCAGCAAACAUGCGUGAGUGCAUCUCUAUACACGUUGGCCAGGCUGGUGUGCAGAUCGGCAAUGCCUGCUGGGAACUGUAUUGUCUGGAACAUGGCAUCCAACCUGAUGGGCAGAUGCCCAGUGACAAGACCAUUGGAGGAGGGGACGACUCCUUCAACACCUUUUUCAGUGAAACUGGAGCAGGAAAGCAUGUCCCCAGGGCUGUCUUUGUAGACUUGGAACCCACUGUCAUUGAUGAGGUGCGCACUGGCACAUACCGCCAACUCUUCCACCCAGAGCAACUUAUCACUGGAAAGGAAGAUGCUGCCAAUAACUAUGCCCGUGGUCACUACACAAUUGGCAAGGAGAUCAUUGACCUGGUGCUGGACAGGAUCCGCAAACUGGCUGACCAGUGCACAGGUCUCCAGGGUUUCCUGGUCUUCCACAGCUUUGGUGGUGGUACUGGUUCUGGAUUCACCUCCCUGCUGAUGGAGCGUCUCUCUGUUGAUUAUGGAAAGAAGUCUAAACUAGAGUUCUCCAUCUAUCCAGCUCCUCAGGUCUCCACAGCUGUGGUUGAGCCCUACAACUCUAUACUCACCACUCACACCACCCUGGAGCACUCUGACUGUGCUUUCAUGGUAGACAAUGAGGCCAUUUAUGACAUCUGCCGCAGGAAUCUAGAUAUUGAACGCCCAACCUACACCAACCUGAACAGGCUUAUAGGCCAGAUUGUGUCUUCCAUCACAGCCUCUCUGAGGUUUGAUGGAGCCCUGAAUGUAGAUCUCACAGAGUUCCAGACCAACUUGGUGCCCUAUCCCCGUAUUCACUUCCCUCUUGCCACCUAUGCCCCUGUCAUCUCUGCAGAGAAGGCUUAUCACGAGCAGCUUUCUGUUGCUGAGAUCACAAAUGCCUGCUUUGAACCAGCUAACCAGAUGGUGAAAUGUGAUCCACGCCACGGUAAAUACAUGGCUUGUUGCCUGUUGUACCGUGGUGAUGUGGUACCCAAAGAUGUAAAUGCAGCUAUUGCCACCAUCAAGACAAAGCGUACCAUCCAGUUUGUGGAUUGGUGCCCAACUGGUUUCAAAGUUGGUAUCAACUAUCAGCCCCCAACUGUGGUUCCAGGGGGAGACCUGGCUAAGGUGCAGCGUGCUGUGUGUAUGCUGAGCAAUACCACUGCAAUUGCUGAGGCCUGGGCUCGUCUGGACCACAAGUUUGAUCUCAUGUAUGCCAAGCGUGCCUUCGUGCACUGGUAUGUGGGUGAGGGUAUGGAGGAGGGUGAGUUCUCUGAGGCCCGUGAAGACAUGGCUGCCCUGGAGAAGGAUUAUGAGGAGGUUGGUGUAGACUCUGUGGAAGGAGAGGGUGAAGAGGAAGGAGAAGAAUAUUAAAUGUCAAAACGGUGCUGCUUUUAACAGGGAACUUAAAACCAUCCAAAAAAUGCAAAAUGUUUGAUCAAGUUAUUUUUAUGUAGCUAAUUUCUAUGAUAUGUUUUUGCUGCAUUAAAAUGAUUUGGUCUAAAACACUUGAAACUCUUGAAACAGAUCCAGCCAUUUAUUUUUGUUGUGGAUUUGACAAUAAACACAUUCCCUGUCAUACAGAA